Molecule: messenger RNA, 3438 nt
Organism: Trichophyton verrucosum HKI 0517
Lineage: Eukaryota; Fungi; Ascomycota; Eurotiomycetes; Onygenales; Arthrodermataceae
Product: C2H2 finger domain protein, putative
Exons: 2
Coding region: 1-3438 (1145 amino acids)
Biological process (GO): DNA-templated transcription; regulation of transcription by RNA polymerase II
Cellular component (GO): chromatin
Molecular function (GO): RNA polymerase II cis-regulatory region sequence-specific DNA binding; zinc ion binding; DNA-binding transcription factor activity, RNA polymerase II-specific
Source: RefSeq, a predicted model, not a curated record
AUGUUUGUCGACGCCGACCCGCUCGCUCUCUCCGCCGUCACCGCGCACCGCUAUACUCAGGCUCAGCAGGGCCAGACUCAGACUCAGACUCAGACUCAGGCUCAGGCUCAGGCUCAGGCACCGGCACAGGCACCGGCCCAGACCCAGGGCCAGGAACGUCAACCGGCGCAAGAACUGGAGCCGAGUCCUCCGAGCUCUCACAGCCCGUCAGACGAGGUGCAGUCGCCUGUCAAGCCGGACGGGUCGCCCAAGAAGCGGAAGCGCACCAGAAAGGCCGCCACGGGCAAGAAGUUCGAGUGCAAGCACAAGGGCUGCGGGAAGAGUUACUCGCGAGCAGAGCAUCUGUAUCGCCAUCAGCUAAAUCACUCGCCCAAACAAAUAUAUCGCUGCGAAUUCCCCAACUGCUUCCGCACCUUUGUUCGCCAGGACCUGUGCAUCCGGCACCAGGAGCGCCAUAAUACCCACGGCUCGCAGCUGCAGAAGCGCGAUCAUGUUGCUACUCAGGGCCCGGGCGCAGGCUCGCCGUCGUCUGCCAGAGAUACAAGCAACAACCCGGCCCUCUCGCAGCCGGCCAGCGAGGCCAGGUCACCAGCAGGAUCGAUGCCUCCGCACUCGCGGAUAGCUGAACAGCCUGUCAACGGUGCCGGCAGCAAUGGCUUCAUAUCUGUUCAGGGCUUCCUGGCCUCGAACAUGGCCGGCUCUGCUGCUAGUGCUGGCGCUGUUGGCGCUGGUGCUGGUGCCGGUACUCCUACUGAGCUCCAUGCCGGACCAUUACAGACACCCCAGAGCAUAUAUCACAAAGGCAGUGCGGACUCUAUACGGCGGCAGUCAGAUGGAAAUACGGGGGGAUACCUUGUUCCGCAGCAAAAGGCCGUCUACGGUGAACCAAAUUGCUCGAACUACGAGCCAUACAACCAAACUACUAAUAAUACACAUAAUAACACACCCCAGCCAUCAUACUCGAUAUCUCCCCUGAACGGGACCACUGAGAUAGGUCCCGGGGCGUCUGUUGCGUCCGAAUCUGUACAGUCACGGCAGCAGUCUAUAUCGAGUCCUGCCGGGAACCAUACCGUGUUUCCAUUUGGCAUGCCGUCCGGCUUGUUGGCAAACGGCAUGGCUACUAACACGUACAUGCCACAGAGCCAGAACAUGCAUAUGCCGGCUGUCCUCCCUGACUCUGGCUUCACAGGCUCUGUCCUGAGUAGGUCCCACAGCCAGUCUUCGUCUGGUGCAAAUCUGGCCAGCACCUUAAGCCAGAUGACCUCUAUGCCAACGACCAUUCACGCGGAAACAUCGGUAUCCAACAUGGACUCAGUAGGGCCAUAUGCCCUGCCGGUAUUUGGCAGCGAGAUAUUGAAUCGCUCUCCCUUUGCCUUGACUGAUGACUUCACAGCCUGGCUCUUCAAUGAAAGCUCGAAUACAUCAUCCGCUGCUGGGUUCCCUGCAGUAUCAACGAUAAUGCCCAACUACCUUGACCCUUUCUCCGGACAGAUCCAAAAUCCAUAUUACCCUACGGAUUCGACUGCCAUAUCAGGGUACGUUACUGGGAAUCCCCAGCAACAACAGCAGCAACAUCAUCCAAUGAGCGUUACCAGUAUUCUUGACUCGGCGCCUCCAUACUCCGUCAUGUCAGAAGAGAAACGAAGCGAACUGCUAGAUCUAAUACAGACGAGGUUCAAUGAAUCCGGCAGUGGCUCACUGAAGAGCCGCAAGGAGACAUUCAUGGAGGGUAAUAUGGAUGCAGACAACCACAUACUCAGUCUGCGCAUGAUGCAGACAUAUAUCAGUUCCUAUUGGUACCAUUGCCAUGCACAACUGCCUAUCUUGCACAAACACACCUUUACACCAGAUAAAACACCUAAUCUCCUGCUCUUCGCUGUAAUGGCCCUUGGAGCUGUUACUUUGGAUAACAACCGUGGUCAGCAAUUUACUGAUACGGCAUCAGAGCUGGCGAACUUCAUCUGCGUUCAUCUGCGAUGGGAAUUAUUCAUGGAUCCCGAUUUCAGGCCACCAGCAAAGCUCUGGGUCUUCCAAACACUGCUACUUCUUGAGACAUAUGAGAAGAUGUACUCCACACGAGAGCUACAUGAACGAGCACACAUACACCACGAUACUACACUAACAUUGAUGCGCCGUGGUAGCUCCCUAAUAGGCCGGACAGCCUUCAACUCGCCUCCGUCUCCCUCGGACAACCGACAGCGCCCAGGAGUCCCCUCAUCCUCCGGCAGCUCUGAGCCAGUCCACUUUGACGAAUCAUGGCUGCGCUGGAUAAAAUCGGAGGGGACCCGAAGGGUUGCAUUUGCUGCGUUUGUCUUGGAUUCGACCCAUGCCACUAUGUUCGGACACUCGGUGAAGAUGGCCGCUCACGAAAUGAGGCUGCCGCUGCCCUGUGACGAGAGUCUCUGGUCUGCUCCUUGCCCUGCCGAAGCGGCGAAGGUACAGUUACGGCUCAAUUCUAGCGGUUUCAAACCGACGAUGUUCCUUGAAGGGUUAAAGAAGACGUUGACUGGCCAGACGGUGCGAACUAACGCCUUUGGUCGAACAAUCAUAAUGGCCGGGUUGCUGAGUGUAAGCUGGCACAUGAACCAGCGAGAUCUACAAGUUAAUUCCUUGGGUGUCUCUCAAGUACCUGGCUUCAGAGACAAGUGGAGGUCCUCCAUGCUCCGAGCAUUCGACAACUGGAAGCGAGACUUUGAUGAAUCUCUAGCCAAUGACCCCAGCCCACCUACCGGCAGCUAUUCGUCGUCCGGUGGGUACCAGCAACGGCAGCAGAACCUGUUUGAAGAGGAUGUCUUUUCUGAGACAAGAAACGUCCUCCACCAUCUUGCUCAUAUGGCUUCUCAUGUCGACGUGGUCGACUGCCAGAUAUUUGCUGGAGCUGCCCGGCUGCUCGGACGAGCCAUCACCCCUAGAGACUUCAGCUGCGCAAAAGAGAAAAUGGUCGAGCGAUGGGCCAACAAGGACUCGGCUCGAGACGCUACUUUCUUUGCGUUGAAGUUCCUGUCACAGGUCCUGCUGCGGAAUAACCAUGCAAGGCCAGGCCAUCAAGUGACUGGAUCGAGCAUGAAUGUACAGGAGUACUGCGCGCGAGAGGACUUUAUCAUGAGCCGGCCGUGGGUUCUCUACUUUGCCGCCCUGGUCGUCUGGUCAUAUGGCUUUGCGCUGGACGGUCCCAUCCGCCCAUCACCGCCAGAACUGACCACGCCCGAGCAGCAACGACAUGACAUGUAUGUCUACCUCGAACGAGUGGGCGGCGUCCAUCACCCGAACGACCUUGAGAAGAUCCGAGAUCGAAAUCGGUGUAUGGGACUUCUCAUGGUUUUGAGGGCAGACUUCCUCAACACCAGAUGGGAGCUGCUCCACGAAGCGGCCAACCUCCUAGGAAGCUGUAUCGAAAAGCUCAAGGGCUCUUCUAUCACCAUCGCCCCAAGCUCAUGA